AUGGCUGCUCGAACAUUACGGAAACGUAAGGACGUAGGUAGAGAGGAGGUGCCCGUGAAGAAAAUGAAGACCGGGAGGAAGACCAAGCACCAGGUGGAGGAUGAGUAUUUGGAUGACCUACCGCGCAAUCUGGGACCUGUUCGUGCUCCCAGGAAGGAAAUCGAGUCGAUUCCUACACCCCCGGAAAAUUCGGAAGAAAUGCAGGACUUGGAGGAAAGUGCCAAAGUUGAAGAGGCCUCACCUGUGGCCAAAUCGGAGAUGAAAGCUGCGAAGCAAGGUUCGACCCAGGUCACGGAGUUGGCAACCCGAAGAUCCCUUCGCCCAAGGAAAUCAACAUCAAAAUCUUCAUACUUUGAAUCUGAUGACGAGACAUCAACUAAGUCUCAAGUCAAGCUUUUGACGGAUGAGGAUCUCCAGGUGGCAAUAGAAGCACCAGUUCGGAAAACGGUCAAAAAGACGAAGGAUAACCCGUAUGGACUUACUCCCGGCAUGACGCCUUUUCCAGAGUGGAGUACCCCAUCAGCAGAAGAAUGUGAAGAGGUCUAUCGUCGACUGGCAAAAAUACAUGGAGAAGCAAAAGCCCCCGAGAAGAUACCAGCGCCAUCUUUGGAAGUGUCGGGUUGCGGAGAGGUACCAUCUGUUCUCGAUGCCUUAAUUCGUACCCGCUUAAGCGCGAACACUUCCAACCGCAACUCAAGUGCAGCAUUCAGGGGGCUGGUGACCACAUUCGGCACUGUUGACAAAGGUAUUGGGAAAGGCAGCGUUGACUGGAACAAGGUCAGAGUUGCUCCUUUGCCCACCAUCGUUGAAUCAAUCAAGACAGGCGGCUUGGCUCAAGUCAAGGGUAAAGACAUAAAGGCAAUCCUGGAGUUAGUUCAUGAAGAGAACACCAAACGACGAGAGGCCUUUAUGCAAGAGAAAAAAGGGGGAAACUUGUCUGGUAUUGCCGGAGCGGACAACAAAACUCAAGGUCAAAAAGAUCUUGAAAUCUUGAAGACUGACCAAGAUAUUCUUUCACUAGACCAUAUACAUGGUAUGGCUCCCGAUGAAGCCAUGCAGACACUCACUAAAUUCCCUGGUAUUGGCGUCAAGACAGCAUCUUGCGUUAUUCUCUUCUGCCUCCAACAACCCAGCUUCGCAGUCGACACCCAUGUUCACCGCAUCAGUGGAUGGCUGAAAUGGAUACCCCCCAAAGCCACUCGAGAUCAGACAUUUAGUCAUCUGGAGGUGCGCAUCCCUAAUCAUCUGAAGUAUGGAUUGCACAAGCUGUUCGUUCAACACGGACGAAGUUGUAUCCGCUGUAGAGCAAACACAAGCGAGGGGAGCGAAGAAUGGAAUAAAUCAAAAUGUCCUCUUGAUGGGCUGAUGGAGCGAACGGGGAAGAGGCAGUAUGGAGGGAAAGCAGGAUUGAAGAAGCAGCUGAAGGAGGAGGACAGUGAUUAA
Messenger RNA from Fusarium musae, 1443 nucleotides. RefSeq lists its product as uncharacterized. Gene Ontology annotation, biological process: base-excision repair. The transcript has a single exon. NCBI's taxonomy places the organism in Eukaryota, Fungi, Ascomycota, Sordariomycetes, Hypocreales, Nectriaceae. The record is from RefSeq and is a predicted model, not a curated record. The coding region runs from base 1 to 1443 and encodes 480 amino acids. Gene Ontology annotation, molecular function: catalytic activity.